This is a messenger RNA of Lates calcarifer (barramundi perch), 3044 nucleotides long. RefSeq lists its product as uncharacterized. The record is from RefSeq and is a predicted model, not a curated record. Gene Ontology annotation, cellular component: external side of plasma membrane; membrane raft. The transcript is spliced from 16 exons. The coding region runs from base 72 to 2603 and encodes 843 amino acids. Gene Ontology annotation, molecular function: protein tyrosine kinase binding; MHC class II protein binding. Gene Ontology annotation, biological process: T cell activation; interleukin-15-mediated signaling pathway; positive regulation of ERK1 and ERK2 cascade. NCBI's taxonomy places the organism in Eukaryota, Metazoa, Chordata, Actinopteri, Centropomidae.
GACUUUACUAACUUAGACAGUUGAGAGCGUCAGAGCAGCAGAGAUCAGUAGGACAGAGACAGAGCAGCACCAUGGUUGAAUUCAGAUGGAUUAAAGUCUCUUUAUUUCUGAUCCUGGUUCUUCCAUCUGCAGGAGAGGAUACAACAGAUGAUGCAGCAAAAACUGCAGCAGAAAAAUCAACAGAUAAAGAAACGUCAGCAGGAGAGGAUACAACAGAUGAUGCAGCAAAAACUGCAGCAGAAAAAUCAACAGAUAAAGAAACGUCAGCAGCAGUAAAAACUUCCUCCAUCACUGUCAGAGCUGGAGAUGAAGCCACUUUGUCCUGUGGACAUGUGAUAAAAGAUCAGGAUAAAUGUGACAAAACUACCUGGAUCUUCAGUGGUUCAGGAAGCAGAGCAGCAGUAACUCUGUUUGAACAUGGGAAGAUUCAUGAAGAAGCCAAAUCUAAACCAGACAGACUGAGUCUCACAGAGAACUGUUCUCUGGUUAUAAAGAAGGUCACAGUUGAGGAUGUUGGUCGUUACACCUGCAGACAGUUUGACAGAUCAGGACAACAACAAGGUCCAGAUGCUCAGGUUGAACUGUCUGUUGUUUCCAUGACUGAACAGAAGAACAGAGAUCAGGUGACAUUAUACUGCUCUGUGUGGACAUAUGACCACUGUAGACACACAGUGAAGUGGCUGUAUGAGGGUAAAGAUGUGAAUGUAAAUAUCAAAGACAUCAAGACAUCACAGUCUGGCUGCUCAGAGUUCUUCAAGUGUGAAGUGACUGAUCAUCACGGUGGAAAACCUCAGCAGUUUACCUUCAGCUCUCAGUCCUCAGCAGUAAGUGUGCAGUGUAUUUCCUUCACUGUCGGGGAUGGAGGAGACGUCACUUUGCUUCGUAACAAUGUGAAAGAUGGUGGCAGUAAUACCAGGACCCUCUGUGGUUCAAGCACCUCAGAUCUAGUUGAGCUGAUUUUACAUUACAAUGCCAAAUCUAAAUCAGACAGACUGAGUGUCACAGAGAACUGUUCUCUGGUUAUAAAGAAGGUCACAGUUGAGGAUGUUGGUCUUUACACCUGCAGACAGUUUGACAGAUCAGGACAACAACAAGGUCCAGAUGCUCUGGUUGAACUGUCUGUUGUUACCAUGACUGAACAGAAGAACAGAGAUCAGGUGACAUUAAACUGCUCUGUGUGGACAUAUGAAUGGUGUAUACACACAGUGAAGUGGCUGUAUGAGGGUAAAGAUGUGAAUGGAGGUAACAAAGACUUGGAGACAUCACAGUCUAACUGCUCAGCUGCUGUCACGUUUCCUUCCUCUCAUCUCAGCCAGCAGUCAAAGUAUCAGGACUUAUUUCAGUGUGAGGUGUCUGAUCGUCACAGCAGGAAAGUGCAGCUGUUCACCUUCAGCCCUCAGUCCUCAGGUGAGGAUGAAACCACAUCAACACCUUCAACAACAAACCCAGGUGAAGACAGAACAUCAGCUCCUGAAGUCACUGAUACCUCAACAACAACACAAGCAGUGACUGGACAGUUCUCUUCCUCCAUCGCUGUCAGAGUUGGAGCUGAUGUCACUUUGUCCUGUGAAAAUGUGAGAGAUGAUCAGGAUCAAUGUGACAGAACUGACUGGUUCGUCACUGUUUCACAACAUGCAGUACAGCUGGUUAGUCAUGGGAAGAUUCAUGAAGAAGCCAAAUCUCAAUCAGACAGACUGAGUCUCACAGAGAACUGUUCUCUGGUUAUAAAGAAGGUCACAGUUGAGGAUGUUGGUCGUUACAUCUGCAGACAGUUUGACAGAUCAGGACGACAACAAGGUCCAGAUGCUCUGAUUGUUCUGUCUGUUGUUUCCAUGACUGAACAUGAGGACAGAGAUCAGGUGACAUUAUACUGCUCUGUGUGGACACAUGUAUUGUGUAUACACACAGUGAAGUGGCUGUAUGAGGGUAAAGAUGUGAAUGGAGGUAACAAAGACUUGGAGACAUCACAGUCUGGAUGUUCAGUUACUGUCACAUUUCCCACCUCUCAUCUCAAGCUGAAGUCAAAGUAUCAGGAGUUAUUUCAGUGUCAAGUGACUGAUCUUUACAGCAGGAAAGUGCAGCUGUUCACCUUCAGCCCUCAGUCCUCAGGUGACGACAAAACAACAGCAGCAAAACCAACUGAUAAUAUCAACAGCAAGAGCAACGCAGAUGCACCUCCAGUCGGAAACACUCCACCUGAUCCUCCAUCAACACCACAAAGUAGUUGGUGGAUAUACGUUGGUGUGGCUGUGGCUUUAUCAGUGCUGUUAACAACUGUUGUAGCUGUCGUCAUAUUGAAGAGAAGAAAAGGGAACAAAACACAGAUGGAUGAAAGUGUUGGGCAGAGAUUAAACCCUACAGAGACUCAGCCUGGUCCAGAAACCAGUCAGGACACGGCCGAUCCUGAGGAUGGUGUUUCCUACGCCUCCAUUAGCUACAUCAAGAAGGCUAACAGUAAAGCACGGGGUAAAGGUGGUGAUGCUGAUGAUGAAGGUGAUGCAGUGACCUACAGCACCGUCAAAGUUUCCUCCUCCUCCUCUUCUGCUGGAGCCUCCGUUGAUCCCGAUGCCCUCUACACCACCGUCAUCACACCAAACAAAUAAGAUGCCACAGUAUAGUUACAUCUCAUGUCAGUGUGCUCAUUUUUACACUGAUAACAAAUGAGGAAACCAAGACUUCACUCAUAACAGUGUUACUGAUAAGUAUUGAUUGUAAUAGGAAAGUAAUCCAUUCUGUCCAGUUCCAAGAGAGAAUUUUAUAUUGAUAUAUAUUUUUGUUUAUAAUCCUGGUGCUCUUACCCAGUUAUUUAUAGUUAUUGAUACAUACUUGAAGCUUGAAGGAGUUAUUGUUGUAGGAAGCCUUUCUGUCCAGAAGGUGCUGCUGACGUUUAACUAAAAGCACAAUGUGAGCAGCAGGAACCUGACGUUCAUAGAGCUGGUUUCUCAGAUAAAUGAGUAUAUGACUUAUUUCCAGUAUUAUUGUUUGUGUGUUGUGCUGUUUUGCAUCUGAAUAAAUAAAUAAAAUGUGGUAGUGUUCAUUGUUAA